CUCUCUCCCUCUCUCUCCCUCUCUCUCUCUCUCUCUCUCUCUCUCUCGCUGGCUGGCUCACUCUCAGUUGCUUGCUAUAGAGAGCAGCAGUUCCCAGGCAGUGUGAGCUGUGUUUGAAUGCUGCUAGUUUAUGCAGGGAAGAACCUACAUCCCAUGUGCUCUGUAUGGAUGUUGAUGCUACCCGGUGCAGCUUGAUUCUCUGGGAGCAGGCAAGAAGAUGUCCAGCACGCCACACGACCCAUUCUAUUCCUCUCCUUUUGGUCCUUUUUAUAGGAGACACUCUCCAUACAUGGUGCAACCAGAGUAUCGAAUAUAUGAGAUGAAUAAGAGGCUGCAGACUCGUACAGAGGAUAGCGACAAUCUUUGGUGGGAUGCUUUUGCUACAGAAUUUUUUGAAGAUGAUGCUACGUUAACACUGUCGUUCUGCUUAGAAGAUGGGCCAAAGAGAUACACGAUUGGAAGGACUCUUAUUCCUCGAUACUUUAGCACAGUGUUCGAAGGAGGUGUUACGGAUCUCUAUUACAUUCUCAAGCACUCCAAAGAAUCAUACCACAACUCAUCCAUCACGGUGGACUGUGAUCAAUGCACUAUGGUUACUCAGCAUGGGAAACCCAUGUUCACAAAGGUCUGUACCGAAGGCCGGCUCAUCUUGGAGUUCACGUUCGACGAUCUCAUGAGAAUUAAAACAUGGCACUUUACCAUUAGACAAUACAGAGAAUUAGUACCCCGCAGCAUUUUAGCCAUGCAUGCACAAGAUCCUCAGGUGCUGGAACAACUUUCCAAAAAUAUCACUCGUAUGGGUCUAACCAACUUCACUCUCAACUACCUCAGGUUGUGUGUAAUAUUAGAGCCAAUGCAGGAAUUAAUGUCAAGACAUAAAACCUAUAACCUAAGCCCACGCGACUGCCUAAAGACUUGCUUAUUUCAGAAAUGGCAGAGGAUGGUCGCACCACCAGCAGAGCCCACCAGACAGACCACCACCAAAAGGAGGAAAAGGAAAAAUUCCACAAGCAACACAUCAAAUAACAGCACCGGAAACAAUACAAUCAGUACAUACAACAAGAAAAAACUACCUGCUGGCAGCCACAACCUGUCUAACCAAGCCCCUUUCACUACAAAAAAAUGCAUAGGAGAUAAGACACGAGUACGAAGGAAUUAUCGUGGAAUACGGAACGGUUUGGAUGUAAUGGUGGUGGGAGAGCCUACUUUGAUGGGAGGCGAGUUUGGAGACGAGGAUGAAAGGCUUAUCACUAGACUAGAAAACACACAGUAUGAUGCAGCUAAUGGUAUGGAUGAUGAAGAAGACUUCAACAAUUCACCUGCUUUGGGAAACAAUAGCCCCUGGAACAGCAAACCUCCACCAAAUGCGGAGACCAAAUCCGACAACCCGACCCAACAAGCUUCCCAAUAAGAAACGAUGGUUGGGCGGAAUGGAAAGUUUCAGUUACAGUUCAUUGCAUUGAAUGCUUUUGUUUUAUUGGUAUGAUUAUAACUGAAGAGUAUAAUUAUAGCAAUGAAGACAUUUUUACAGAUUAACUAUUUCUUACCAGCCUUUUGGUUAAGUAUUUUUAAUUGAUUGUUGUGAAACGACUGGAAUUUCCUUAAAUAGUUUCUUUGCUGCUUGUGAUACACUAAUUGGAGAACCAUAAAAUAUAUAAAAUAUGCAAUAUGUAUUCCUGUGCUGCCUCGCUGAUAGUAAGGUGGUCAGAAAAUAUAUGCAUAUUAUGGAUGUUAGGGAUGCACCAAAUCCGGAUUUGGCCGAACCCUGAUUCCAAAAGGAUUUGGGCGAAUACCAAACCGAAUCCUUAUUUACAUGUGUAAAUUAGGAUACGGAAGGGUCAAAAAGCAUUGUGUGCAGCAAAAAAUGUUCAACUUCCGUGACAGAAAGUCACAUGAUUUUAAGGAUUCGGUUCGGCCAGGAGCAUGGAUUUGGCCG
Molecule: messenger RNA, 1936 nt
Organism: Xenopus tropicalis (tropical clawed frog)
Lineage: Eukaryota; Metazoa; Chordata; Amphibia; Anura; Pipidae
Gene: ldb2
Product: LIM domain binding 2
Exons: 9
Coding region: 218-1411 (397 amino acids)
Cellular component (GO): nucleus
Molecular function (GO): LIM domain binding
Source: RefSeq, a predicted model, not a curated record